This is a messenger RNA of Bipolaris sorokiniana ND90Pr, 702 nucleotides long. RefSeq lists its product as uncharacterized. The record is from RefSeq and is a predicted model, not a curated record. NCBI's taxonomy places the organism in Eukaryota, Fungi, Ascomycota, Dothideomycetes, Pleosporales, Pleosporaceae. Bases 287 to 529 code for a protein of 80 amino acids. The transcript is spliced from 2 exons.
CGCAACGAAAACAUGGCCCUAAUCUCUGCCGCCUGGUGACCACCACGCCACGACACGCCCCCAUCAAACAGCCAGGUUCCCCUUCACUCCAAGCCUACCUACGAGCAAGGGUCUGUGUCCCCUACUAAGCCGAACUUGCAUACAUAAGUAACUCGGUCGUCUCCCCCUUUCCCUUAUCCUCACUAAACAUAACACCUUUCACACGAAACCCCUACACAUUGAAAAGCCCCCAACGGCUUUCCUACGACUUCUUUUUACAAGAUCCUAUACGACUCCACCACGUAAAAUGCCUCUCGUAGUCCCCGGUAUCCAGUCCAAGGACGGAAACUCCAAGGAGGAGUGGAUGACCAAGCUCAUGGGCAAGAAGAUUGGCGAGCAGCAUGAUGAAGUGACCUUCGCAAAGACCGAUCUCCCAGAGCAGCACCGUGUCCUCGGGCCCGACUCGAUGAAGACUAUGGAUUUCAAACCAGACAGGCUGAACGUACACGUUGAUGAGCAUGGUACCGUCAAGGAUGUUACUCACGGUUAAGAAAGAGGUUGCUGCAUAGUAACGGCUUGAUUGUUCUGGAGGGAUGAGGCACACCUGCCUGGAAGUGGUAAUGAAGAUAGAACAUGGGCGUGUGCACCCAGACAUCAUAAUACUAGAUGACACUGAUGAAUCAAAGUCACGAUUAUUCACAAUAUAACUGCGGUGCGUGCAUC